This is a messenger RNA of Folsomia candida, 2593 nucleotides long. RefSeq lists its product as uncharacterized. NCBI's taxonomy places the organism in Eukaryota, Metazoa, Arthropoda, Collembola, Entomobryomorpha, Isotomidae. The coding region runs from base 1251 to 1865 and encodes 204 amino acids. The record is from RefSeq and is a predicted model, not a curated record. The transcript is spliced from 3 exons.
UUGAAGCGACGGUGAUGGGAUGACCGAUUUGACACGUCAGUAAACCAAUUCACAUCUGCCAUAUGUUUUUUUUAAUUUUGUUGAUUGAGAAAAUUUUAUCUAAAAAAAUUUGUGUACGGUAAUUAUAUUUCGAUAGAAAAUUAACAUUGCACGUUAGCAGUUUAAUAUCGUCGCCGUUUUCGUUAUGAUGAAGAAAUCUGAAGAAAAAGUCGCUAAAUCUUAUUCCGACGAGGCAACCGACGACCACUACUCUGGGCCUAUCUUACUUCCAGAUGUAAACAUAUUACGCUUGUUUUUACGUGUUUAAAACAGCCAAAUUUAAUUAAAUGUACGUAGCAUAUUGAUUUCAAGUAGAUUGAUCUAGACGUCACCAAAUUCAUAACUUGGAGAGAAUCAUAAAUUAUGCUAUUCUAAAAUCAAGAUUUUUUAAAUUCUCUCCUCCACCCAUUAACAUGUGUAACAUCAUAGGCAUGACACAGGGCGCAUAAACUUUUUGUUGUCCUUGGUUUCUAAAGGGGGUGGUGCGGGGAUGAGAAUUUUUUCUAAAAAAUUAAAAACUUAAAAGUUGAAUUGGGAAUUACAUGCAAUUCCUGAACGUUUAAUUUUUUAGAAAAAAUUCUCUUAGGAGAAACCACAGACAACAAAAAGUUUAUGCGCCCUGGGCAUGACAUAAUUAGAAACUAUUGCGCGACAUAAUUUAUAAGCUUCCUCGUAUGAAUUUUUACUUUGUAAUUUGCUCGCACUUUUCAGGUAAUUCCUCACCUUUGUAAAUUCCUUGCGAUCGAAACCAUAAAAACAUGUCGGUUGGUCUCACAAUCCUGGAAUUAUGCUGCAACUCCAGUUCUACUGGCUAGAACAAUUACGAUGAUUGAAGUAUCUUCGGUUAGGGAUGAGAAUAAAGUCCUCCGUGAGAUCGGUGUUUUGGAUGUCGUGGGAAAACUGAAAUUCUGUCCAGUCAAUAUCCGUCCUCAGAUAGUAUAUGAAACAUCUCCGAUAGAUCCCUCAAAAUUUCUGCAGAUCAAGAACCUUAAAUCAAUUCGUGUAUAUUAUCAUCCAGGAGUUGGAGGGAAUUUAACAAAAACCUUAUCCUCGCUUCUUCGGGCACUUUGGAAGAAUUGGAGUUGAAAUGGGAUGAAAAUUUCCCUUCAUUUCCAGGCACCAUCUUUCCCAAAUUGAGGAACCUGGUGAUCCUAUGGGGGACUGUAAGGUCUUCUGAUCACAAGGCCAUUCAAAACCUAAGUCAACCUAUUAUGGAAUUGUUCCCUAAUUUACAACAUCUCAAGACGGACUGCAAGACGUUUGGGGCACUUUCGGAGUUUGGAAUGCUGCAGGGGUUGCCACCGUCAUUUAAUUCCUUCGCGGUAGAAGGAGGGUUGGACGCUACUCCGUUGGAAUGUCUGCUGAAAAUUCCUAGUGGCUUAAAGAAACUUUCGCUGAGCCGAAUUUUCUUUAAAAAUGAUAAACUUCAGUUGAAAGAGGUGCCCAUCGUUCUGUACAAAUUGCUGAAGAAACAGUCACCCAGUCUGGAAAUAUGUUCUGUUUCCUUGGGAGGCGACAUGGAAAAACUUUCCUGGAGAUUCCCAGCAUUUCCAGUCAUGACGAUAUUAAAGAUCUACAACAGUGGGAUCUUUCGAAACGUCCAAUUUGAAAGUAGUCUUGGGUCAGGAAUAUUUGGUCGGAUUGAUUACCAGAUGAGUUUUCCUGUCUUGGAAAUCUUGCAUUUUUCUACGUAUUUAAAUCGUUUUUCCAGUGUUGCUGCAUUUCUUCCAUCGAAGGGUAGCGGAUGUCCUACGGUGAAGGAAGUUGAUAUAGAUUUUUUGGUCGUUCCAUUCCGUGAUGAAGAUAUGCCAAUAGCUUCCAUUUAAUCGCGGUUGUUAGAAGCGUUUCCCACUGCAAGGUAUUCGGUAACGUAAUUACUUUCAGCAUACAAUACUGUAUUAAAUGCUUAUUUAUGUGCACAUUGUUCAUGCUGCUUAUGAAGAUAUACAUAGAUAGUGAUUUUAUUUUAUUUCGUCGUACUAAUUCUAAAAAGACCGAAGUGCAGUCGAUGAUUAAUUUUAAAAAGACCGAACUACAGAAAACAAAUUCUAAAAAGACCUAAGUGCAAACAUGUAUUUACUUAUGGCUAUAUCUUGCCAAAACGAUUUUUCAUAUAUCGCGCGAUUUAGCCACAAGUAAAUACAUGUUUGCACUUAGGUCUUUUUAGAAUUAAUCAUCGACUGCGCUUCGGUCUUUAUAGAAUUAAUACGACGAUUUCUUUUGCAGGGUGUUCAAGAAAUCGCAACGCCCAGCAAAGUUCCAACAAAACGUUCUCAUGUAGCAACCUUUACCCUUGGACAACAGCUCCCCUCCCCCGAUUGUUAAAUAAAUACAUAUUAUUAAGCAGUAAGAAUAAAUUUGAAGCCUUGUAAUAAAAAAUAUUUGAUGAUAUGAUAAAAAUAAGAUGCAUUUGAAACACUGAGCUGAACAGACGUGUCCGCUGCUCGCUCUCGUUUUUCUUGUUUCUCCUGUGCAGCAUUGUGCCAAGUGCCUUCACAUCUUAUAUUGUCUUGUACGAUUAAAGUAACAAUGAAAUAAAUUAUGUGCUACUAAA